Aspergillus puulaauensis is the source of this 990-nucleotide messenger RNA. RefSeq names its product oxidase ustYa family protein. The transcript has 3 exons. Bases 1 to 990 code for a protein of 329 amino acids. The record is from RefSeq and is a predicted model, not a curated record. NCBI's taxonomy places the organism in Eukaryota, Fungi, Ascomycota, Eurotiomycetes, Eurotiales, Aspergillaceae. Gene Ontology annotation, biological process: mycotoxin biosynthetic process.
AUGUUUCUCACCGGUUUCUGGCAGCCCACUCCACGAGAGCACAAAUUCCAAGCUGUCAAAACCGAGACUGACGAUGACGACGAAAUCGACUCUGAAGGGCUUAUUUCAGCUCGAAAGAAGAUGGGAAAGACUACUGUCUCCAUUCCCUGGAUCUUCUUUACGACUGCGAAUCUCGUCAUAUUGGGCAUCACGGUUUCCCUGAUUCUUAGCGUGCAAAGCACCCAGACUCACGAGAAAAACGCCAUUCUUAGGCCGGUUUCAUGGUGGUCGCCUGUUCUCGACGAUAUAGAGAUCCCGAGCUAUACGACGACUCUGAACGGGACACUCUUCGCCCUACCAGAAAUUUCGAUUGCCCGCGAGGAACCAGGCCCGGAGAACGAUGCGAUCUGGGCGCAGUUUGAAAAGGUCUUGACGCAUGUUGUAACGCGCGAGGAUGUCAUCAAGCUGGGCAAAGAUCCAGAUACGGUGUCUCGGUUUGAUAACGAAUACUGGGGGCUGGGGGACGACGCAUACAUGGUCCAGCUUGAUGUGAUGCAUCAAAUACACUGUCUGAACAUGCUGCGCAAAGCAGCAUUUGAAGAAUACCCAGGCUACGAGCCUGAGCUGGAUACCAAGGACAGAAUGUGGUGGGUCCAUCUUGGCCACUGCACUGACAUCCUGCUACAGAAUCUGCAAUGCAAUGCGAACACAGAGGUCCUGACGCUGGCGUGGGUGGAGGACCGCCACCCCCCGUGGCCAGACUUCAGUGUGAAUCGCAAAUGCCGCAACUUCCAGACAUUAAUUGACUGGCAGCGCGACAAUGCCGUUGAUGUGGCCAAAUUCGAUAAUAUGCCGCUUCCCAAGGAUGCCUUUGUGUGGCCGUCUCCCUGGAAGAAGCAGGACUCGGAAUUGGGCGUGGUGUUAGGGCAACAUCACCUGCAGGAAGGAGACGGUGAGUUGCAAGAAGGAUCAAACCAUACGCAUUUCAAACCCCGUAGGUCGUUAGUAUAG